This is a messenger RNA of Cornus florida, 1758 nucleotides long. Its product is annotated as protein HOTHEAD-like. The record is from RefSeq and is a predicted model, not a curated record. Lineage: Eukaryota; Viridiplantae; Streptophyta; Magnoliopsida; Cornales; Cornaceae. The transcript has 5 exons. Gene Ontology annotation, molecular function: oxidoreductase activity, acting on CH-OH group of donors; flavin adenine dinucleotide binding. Bases 1 to 1758 code for a protein of 585 amino acids.
AUGGAUUUUGGGUUGUGGAGUUAUGUUUUUGCAGCUCAACUGGCAAUUCUCUUCUUUAAUACUUCUUCAUGUUCCUCAGAAAAAGCUCCAUAUUCCACAUUUGCUCGAGAUGCAACAUUGGCUCCACCACUCAUACACUACGACUACAUCAUCAUCGGCGGCGGAACCUCCGGCUGUGCAUUAGCGGCCACUCUGUCUCAAGGCGCAACCGUCUUGGUGCUCGAAAGAGGUGGUUUGCCCUAUGGAAACCCUAACAUAAACAACAUUACUUCUUUCGUGGCCAGUCUUUCGGACACCUCCCCUUCCUCACCAUCCCAACUUUUCAUCUCCACGGACGGUGUCAUUAACAGCCGAGCCCGGGUGUUGGGUGGCGGCACGGCCUUGAACGCCGGUUUCUACACCCGGGCUAGCACCGGCUAUGUGCACCAAGUGGGGUGGGACCAAAAACUGGUGAAUGAGUCCUAUGAAUGGGUGGAAAAGAAGGUGGUGUUUCGGCCUCCGAUGUUGCAGUGGCAAUCGGCGGUGAGAGAUGGAUUGCUUGAGGUGGGGGUGUUGCCAUAUCAUGGAUUUACGUAUGAUCAUCUGUAUGGGACUAAAUUUGGUGGGACCAUCUUCGAUCGGGACGGUCAUCGACACACUGCUGCUGAUUUGCUAGAGUAUGCUGAUCCAACAAGGAUUGCUGUUUUCUUGAAUGCAACAGUGCAACGGAUCUUAUUUAGGAUGAAACUCUUGAAAGGGAAAUUGAGGCCAAAGGCUCAUGGUGUGGUAUUUACAGAUGCAAAAGGUAACAUGCACAGAGCAUACUUGAAUAUGGGCUCAAUGAACGAGAUCAUAUUGUCAGCUGGUGCAAUUGGAAGCCCACAGCUUUUGAUGUUGAGUGGAAUUGGGCCCACAAAACAACUCUCGGCCCAUGGAAUCAGGGUGUUAGUAAACCAGCCAAUGGUUGGUCAAGGGAUGGCUGAUAAUCCAAUGAACGCCCUAUUUAUUCCUUCACCUCGGCCCGUUGAAGUCUCUCUCGUCCAAGUUGUGGGCAUUACCCGGUUUGACAGCUACAUUGAAACGGCUAGUGGGUCCAACUUUGGUUACAGUUGGGCUCGGAGUAUGGCCCGACUAAUGGGAACAUCAAAGACCACUGAACCACCCACAGUGCCUCCUGAGCAAAGAACCACAGAAUCCAAAACCCUAGCUCAUGAAUACAUAAGCUCUAUCCUCAAUGGAACUUUUAAUGCCGGAGUUAUCCUGGAGAAGAUCAUGGGACCCUUGUCGUCCGGCUAUCUCGAGCUCAGAACCAGAAACCCUAAUGAUAACCCUAGGGUUACUUUUAACUACUUCAAAGACCCCAGGGACUUGCAGAGGUGUGUCCAAGGCAUGAGGACCAUUAUUGAUGUCAUACAAUCAAGGUCUUUCUCGGAGUUCCGCCUUAGAGCCCUGCCGGUGCAAGCCCUCAUCGACAUGAUGCUGACCUUUCCGGUGAACUUGCGACGAAAGCAUCUCAAUGCUUCAGUGUCACUGCAACAGUUCUGCAUGGACACUGUCAUGACCAUAUGGCACUACCAUGGAGGGUGCCAAGUUGGUAGGGUUGUUGAUCAUGAUUAUAAACUUCUUGGUGUGGAUGCAUUACGCGUUAUCGAUGGAUCCACAUUUUAUAAUUCCCCAGGAACUAAUCCUCAAGCCACUGUUAUGAUGCUAGGAAGGUACAUGGGACAAAGAAUUAUGUGUGAGAGGUUUCAAAAUGGGAGAAAGCAGAUGAGAAUGUGA